AUUAUAAUAUAUAUAUUAUAUUAUAUAAUAUAAUAUAACCAUACUCCCCAAUUCAUGUAUUUUAUUGUUAUUAUCCACAUUAUUAUGUGCUUCUCCUUUCUCUCUCUCUCUCCUCAGUCCCCUCUUAUUAUGCUUAAACCUUAAUCCUCUCUCUCUCUCUCUAUUCACUUAUUCGCUCCUCUUGUUCUCUACUCCCUUAUUCCGACCGGUCUCAUUAAAGCGAACCGAAGCGGAGCGAACCAUGCGAGCCGGACCGGUUCGGACCGGGCGGCAGGCGCAGACCGGGGCCGCGGAGAACCGGGCCCGGCGCCGCCCCGACCUCUCCCUCCCCCUCCCCGUCCGCGACUCCUCCUCCGUCGCCGUCCCCCUCCCUCUUCCUCUUCCUCUUCCUCCUCCUCCCCCUCUCCCCUCCUCCUCCUCCUCCUCCUCCUCCGCNGCGCUAAGGCGGCUCGUGGACCGCCCGCUGCAGCCGCUCGUCGCCGAGCCUGCGCUACGCCGCGGGGAGCUCCCUCGGGGGCAGGUACAUGAGCUCGUCCUAGAGCUAGAGGGGGCGCGCCAGCGUGUACCGCACCGUGGCGUGGUGGCGCCCCAGCAGGCACCGCGCGUCCUAGAGCUAGAGCGCCGCCUACGCCUCGGCGUGGCGCAGCAGCACGCAGGGCACCUCGUGGAAGUCGCGCAUCUCGUCGGGGCUCCCGGCCACGGCGUGGUAGGAGGAGAAGCAGAAGCAGAAGAAGAAUACCUCCACGGGCGCCGCAUCGUCCACCGCGACAUCAAGCCCUCGAACCUCCUCGUCGACGCCGCCGCGCGCCGCGUCAAGAUCGCGGAUUUCGGGGUGGGGCGCAUCCUCGCGCAGACCCUGGACCCGACCUGCAACUCCGCCGUGGGCACCGUCGCGUACAUGAGCCCCGAGCGCAUCAACACGGAGCUCAACGACGGCAACUACGACGGCUACGCCGGCGACAUCUGGAGCUUCGGCCUCAGCAUCCUCGAGUUCUACUUGGGGGCUUUCCCCUUCGGGGACGGCCUCGGGAGGAGGGGGGAUUGGGCCUCGCUCAUGUGCGCCAUUUGCUACGCCGACCCCCCCCAGGCCCCGCCCACCGCCUCCCGCGAGCUCCGGAGCUUCGUCGGCUCCUGCCUCCAGAAGGAGCCCUCGCGCCGCCCCACCGCCGCACAGCUCCUGCAGCACCCCUUCAUCACGCAAUACUACGGUUCUCGCAACGCCGCCGCCGCCACCUCCUCUUCAUCGUCGUCAUCGUCAUCUCGUUGGUGAUGGUAAUGAUGCAUACAUUCAAUUUGGUUACUACUUACUAACUAUGAAUGAAUAUAUCUGAUCCCCCUAUAGUAGUAAAAAGGCGCUCUUUUUAUAUCAAAUUCUUAGAAAGGAGAGAAAUUAAUGUCUUGUUGGCGGUAAAAAUCGGAUUUUUCCCAAUUAGGUUUAUGAAAAAGCAGUGUUUCUUUCCCUCCCUGUCACAACUCGACCCGCUGUGCCCAAAUCACUGGUCAAAAUAUUUAAGCCCAGUUAUUAUACUCUAUAUUCUAAUUAUAUAUACUUAAGUCCAGUUAUUAUUACUAAGCGUGUGAGGCCUCAUAUAUUCUACCCGCUAAUAAUAAAAACUCGUUAGGUUCAAACCACUCGCCCAAAAUACUUAAGUUCGGUUUUUAUUACUAGCGUGUAAGGCCUCAUUUUUUCAUUCAAUAGACUCUCACGCUUUCAAUUGGUAUUCGGUUCUGAUACCAAUUAUAACGAUCCAACCCGUUAGCAAUAAUAGCUCAUUGGGCCUAUACCACUGACCCAAAAAUGCUUAAGCCUAAUUAUUAUUACUAGCGUGUGAAGCCUCAAAUAUUCUAAUCUAAAUCAUUUUUCCAUCGAUGUGGAAAUGUUGGGGCGUUACAUUUUCAAUCAUUGUUUCCUUGUUUACCUUUAUUGUUUGAUGACGUAGUAAUGGUAUUAUGGGUUUCAAACCUUCAAAUUUGGGUUAGAAGUCACACGGGGGAUUAUUCUUUUCUUUUUUCCUUUUUUUGCUUAGAUUAAUGGAGGAAUGAGGAAGAGGUGGUUGAAAAGGAAGAAGAAAAUGAUGGUGUGCCUGUUCUUGGCUGUGUGCUAUAUUCUCUCCAAGGAUUAGAGUUGAUGAUGAUGAAAUUGGAAUCAAUCCCUUUUCUUUUCUUGCUCUCCUCUCUUUAUUCUUGUAUCAUCUUUUCUUACUAUUCUAAUCAAAUGUAUGGUUGGUUUUUGUUCUGGUUGUC
Molecule: messenger RNA, 2244 nt
Organism: Ananas comosus (pineapple)
Lineage: Eukaryota; Viridiplantae; Streptophyta; Magnoliopsida; Poales; Bromeliaceae
Product: mitogen-activated protein kinase kinase 5-like
Exons: 2
Coding region: 242-1270 (342 amino acids)
Biological process (GO): protein phosphorylation
Cellular component (GO): cytoplasm
Molecular function (GO): ATP binding; protein serine/threonine kinase activity
Source: RefSeq, a predicted model, not a curated record